AAUUUAAAUAACCUAUCAAGUAGAGUCCUUAGGAUACAGUACCUUCCUUAGGGCGCCCGCUUAAAAGGCACUUAUUGAGAGAAUGAAAAAGUAGUUAACUCUUCGGGCGGCUCUCCCGCCUUCCUGAUUUGACCAAUCACAAAGCGCCUGAUUCUGUCCUUCAGCGCCAAUUCCCCGCCUUCUUUUACGGUUGCCUUGAAAACAAGGAGAAAAGGACUCCACAAGCCGCGGUUUCUCUGGAUCGGUUUGGAAAGCGGACAUGCGCCGUGGGAGCUGGUCGCACUCACGCAGCCUCGGCACUCAGUUUUUCGUUUGGGCCCUUAUGGGGAGGUCGGAAGUUCUUUAACUCCGUGUCCUUCACCAAUGUGUGCAUACGCUAUCUGCACAUCCGGGUUUUUAGUUCGAGGACAAAACAUUUAUUCUCCUGUACCAUUCAAAAGUAUUAUGGAGGAAAUUAUGUUUUAUGUUUAUAGCUAUUUUAAGUUUUAUCCGGCAUUGUGAAAGCCACCUUUCCUUUCCUAUCUGUCUCCUAUAAUCCUCCCCUUCGAAGAUUUGGAAGAAUUUUCCCAUCCUUGUGGUAGUAAUUUUCUGGUGUCAAGAAGCACUCUGUAACGCAGAAAUGCUGCGUUUUCUUUUUCUUUCGGUCAUCUCCGCUGUCUAGCUCUGAGUAACCGUGAUUCGUCACCUGCCAAUCAUAUUCAUUGCGUUCGCAGCCACUAAAUAGGCGUCCUUUGCCGCCAUUUUUGUUUUGGGUCCAUCUUGAAAGCUGCAAGAUUGUGAGCGGAGGCCAUUUUUCUUUUGGGCAGAUUCCUCGCGCUGUCCAGGUCCUUCGCCUAGUGUUUGGCCGCCAUCUUAAGUCCUGGUUGGGCUUCAAGCCGACAGCGAGUCAGCCCAGAUCAUCUUGUGUUUGGGCGGCGGCCGCGUUCCCCGACGCGCGGGGGACCCUGGGAAGGAGGAAGUGCGCCGGAAACAUGAUUCCCCCGAGCUUCUGAGGGUUGGCUUGAGAGCCUGCUGCCUGAUUAGGCUGUUUCCACAGCCAGGUCCUGCUCCACCGUUGACCCUGGACAGUAGCAAAACAAAUAAAAGCCCGAACCCAAACCCCGCUACCAUCGUAGCUUACUUGAAUUGGAAAAAGAAGGUCUAUUUGGUGGUCAAGCCUUCUGUAUAUGGUGAACCCAGGAGGUGACAGUGGUCUGUAAUUACUCUGGAAUCAGUGGGCCAUGGCAUCAAAGAAAUUUGCUAUUAAAUGUGGGGAUUUUGCUGUCCUGGUGGAUCUUCAUAUACUGCCACGAGGUUCCAACCAGGAUACCAGCUGGUUUUCUGAGCAGAAGAAAAAGGAAGUCUGUUUACUGUUAAAAGAAACCAUUGAUUCAAGAGUUAAGCAGUACUUGGAGGUUCGUAAACAGCACAGGCCGUCAAAUACAGAAUUCACAAGAUCCAGUCCCUUGUCCUUAAAAGGUUAUGGCUUUCAAAUCACAGCCUAUUUCAUCAAAAGAGGGAUACGCCUUCGCUGCUUUGGGGGCUCACAGAAUGCUGAACUCCGUGUAUUUCCUGACAGAUUUGUGGUCUGUGUAAGUCAACUUGCAUACAAUUGUGAUCUGUUGGCAAGUCAAAAGGAAGAACUGACGGAAAGAGCUCUCCAUGGAGCGUCUGAUUAUUUUGCUGAGUGUGCGGAGAGUCCACUUCCUCCCGGCGCAAAGCUCAAGAGAAAUGCUCUGAAAGAAAUCGUGAAAAGAACUGAAACAAAAAGCGUCGUGAGCAAAUCACAGAGCAGCAGGGACGUUGUGGGAACAUCUAGUGACUCAGUGAUUGCAGAGAUAGCAAGGAGGAGGGGUGACAGUCAGCCUUCAUCCAGUCCCCCAUCCAAGUCCACGGGACAAGCAAAGGAUUACAUAAAGGCAGCUGAGAGCCACUGGGGUCUUCCUGUUCAAAAGCUGGAAAAUGUUCAUCAGACCCAGCCAGAGGACACUAGCAGCCAGCAAAAACCUCAUCCUGGGGAGCGGUUAGAGACAGGGCUUCUAAGCAGGAGCCCUGCCUGUAGCUGUGAGUCAGCAUCACCAGGUCCAAGACAAAGUCCACAAGGGGCCGGAACACGACAGACACGCAGGAACUGCGGCUCUGUGGAAGACUUCGACCACCACAAGAGAGUUUCUCUUGGAAGUGAUCAAUUAGUCUCGAGAGAAAUCAUCAUGGAAAGAGGCAAAGCUGUCAGCGUCUUGCCAACUUUGGAGCUGUCAGAUCCAGGGUUACUUCUGAAACAAGAUCUGGCAAAAACCACAUCUAAUGAAGAGUUGCAUGUUUUGGAAAAUCUCUCCUCCAGACAUCUUAUGAAAAGUAAGCCAGGGCAGGCACAGCAGACCGGCUCGGCCACAAACACUGGAAGAUUAUCUACAGUUCAGGGCAGCCCAGCCGAGAAAAGAAAGAAACGAAAGAGGCCGUUGACUUACUAAGGGGAAUCUCAAAGUUAUAGUCGAAGAGCUAGUGGCCAAACCUGUGAAAAAUGAGCGGUGUACAUGGAUGCUGUGAUUUUAAAGGAAUUGGGAUGAUUGUUUUAAAUAGAAAUUAUGUAUCCACAUUAGGGUUAGCUUUCAAAGCAGUCACUUCCAGGAGCCUAUAUGCCUGUUCUAACAACAUUGCUCCUUUCUCAUCAUAUUUUAAACUGUCUUCAGAAAAUUAUGUUAGUGAUAAACAGCCAUUCACCUUGUCAGGGAUGGCACCAUUCCUGAAAAAACUGAAUGAAGAAACCAUUCAUGUGUCUCCUUGACACACCACCAUACAGACCAUGCGAUGACUUCAUAGAGAUGGUGUCCCGGUGCUGCUGUUCACUUCUGGGGGUACAAUUUAUGCCCCUGCUCCUCAGCCUGAGGAGGACAGCAGUGAAGGAACAGGCUAGUGGUUCUCACCAUCUGGUCCUGGCCCCAGCGUCAUUCUCUGAAAACAUGUUAGAAAGGCAGAUCUUGAGCACCGCCCCAAGACCUACAGAAUGAGAAACUGUGGGUGAUUCCAGAAACACGCUCCAGUUUAAGAACAACUGGACUGAUUGGAGGCUCUCUCGUGUUUAUUUCCUCCAGCCUGGCUACGAUGGCCGGCCUCCAGCUCAUUAGCUGGGGCCCACACGUGGACACGCACACCAUCAUGCUCCCUCAAACUUGUAAAGAACCACUGUAGGAGUCACUGUGUCCCCAGGUUCUUAAGAAUGGCAGCCAUGGCACCCAGGAGCUGUUAAUUACCCUAAGAAUUGCGUGACAUUUAUAUAUAAUUCAGCCCAGUAUUAGGGGAAGACAUGGAAGAGGCUUGUUCUUGCUUGCAGCUCAGGCAUAGCCCUGACCUUGCCUCCACCUCUAAGAUUUUGGUUAGGUUCGGAACAGACCAGAACCCAAGGGGAACUCAGUGGCCAGAGUUUCCAGUUUCCCCCAUUUGAAGGCUUCACAGGCAGUUUAAAUUUCAGAACAGGAGCCUUCCAUUUGCAGUAUCACCCACUAAUGUCUCCAGUGAGCUUGCUGAAAUGUCACAUAGUGAAUCACAGCAAUGACUUAUUUUGGAUGGACACCUACUAAAGAUUUUCUUAACCUAGUUUCAUCCUAAAAUAGGGGAAAACUCAUAUUCAAAGGCCACCCAUCAAAUAUAUCUUUUUUUCUGCCUAACUUUGGGUGGUCCAUUGAAGUAGUACCUCCCUAGUAACAAGGAAAAUCAAGUCUAUUCCCAAAAGUGUUGGAGUUAGCAGAAAAAUAACCCAGAAAUAGCCCGAUGAAAUUAAAAAAAUAUGGAAACAGAUAGAGGAUAGGUUCAUGCUUAGAACUAGUUAGUGGUUUCUCUCAGCUCACUUUGUCCUCCCCCAAGUCUCCUUUCCCCACUCAUAGUGUAAGGUAAGAGUCAGUAAGAGGCAGCCGUGUUUCAUGGUGCCAUUUUGGGUCAUGAAGUUCAGUCUUGGUCACCAUGCCUGGCCAUGGAGGUAGAAGCUAUUCCUUUGAUUUUCCAAACUGCCUGGAAACCUCUCCUCUUUCUGUGGUCCUAGCCUCACCACCCCCUCCAGGAUCAUGGCCCUGUCCACUGAUGUCCGUUCCUCUUUCCUCCUAGCUUUUUCCUGCCCCAAGCUGGUUCCAAUCAAAGGAUUCAGUAGGAGAAGAGGAACCCCAACAGAAUACUAACCACAGUGCUCAUCCAGUAGGGGUAGACUGCACAGAAUGGAAAACUCCUGAGAAAGUGGUAGAACAUCGAUUUCCCUGGUCCAUCAUCAUGGCCCCCACUCUUAGAGACGAGUAUCCUAGAUGUGCCCUUCACUGAAGACAGGACCACAGUGUGUCAUCGAAUCUUCUUAAACAAACAAGUUUUGGAACAGUUUAAAUAGAGAGGACAAAUUAUAACCCAGGUAAUAGGCCAAGAAAUAUAAACUCUCUGGAAAAUAGUCCAGAAUAAAAAAGACAGUCAUUGCAGAACAAUAGCUGCUGCCCGCCCCAGAACUCGAAGGAGAUGUUUGAACUGGAGGCACCAAAGAAAGUUUUUAUUUCAUUAGUUAACCUGGGCCUGGUGGUUAGAGCCAAUGCUUGUACUUUUAAUGACUUUCUUUCAAGAAAAGUCUUGGCUUUCAAGUUUGGCUUUUUUGUGGAAGUAAUAAUUACUGUGAUCUAAGAGAGAAAAUAGCAUCUUUGACUGUAGAUUGAUAGGGUAUUUCUCACCGCCGUCAUGUACAUGGGAUUUUAAAAGGAUUAACGGAGGGAACAGCUCUCCGCUUCCACACUGUGGCAUGUGUUCGAGGAAUUUUGACAUAAGCAUUUUCCUCCCACAUGUCUGAAACACCCCUGGAUCUCUUGUUACUUGAGUGGUUGUGUGAUGCUUUGGAUAUUUGGACGUAAAAGGGAAAAAUGGCUGCCAGGUUUUUUUGUUGCUUAUUAGGUGGGAAAUGAAGACUUCUCUACUGCUGGAAGUGGUAUGUGUUUUGAAAUUCUUAAUAAUUCAGUAUCUGAAAAGCUGAGACCCUGUCAAUAUUCUUAGUCAAAAAGAAUAAGUUCUUCAGCCACUUACUUAAUAACCCCAAUUAAAUGGUACUCACGUCCCUGGAGCUCUGAUGCGUGAAGAAAUGUGGAUCCAAUUCGAUUAAUGUUAUAACUUUGAACUCUCCAACUUUUUCAGUGUCAUGGCUUCUAAGUCACCUCCACAUGCUUUCAAAUGACUUUUUGGUAGAUAGGUAGAUUUGGUAGAUUGGUGUUGGGUUUUUGGGUUUUUGUUAAUGUCUGUAAACAACAAAUAUCUGAUAACAGUCAGUGUGAUUUUUCUUUUCUUUGCCACUGGACAGUAACUGCCAUCCAGAUACGCAUGUAAAUUGCUAAACGCAAAGGAGCAAACGUUUAGGGAGAGAGGAGUGCUACAGCUUUUUUGUUCAUUUAUUUUAAUAUUAAAGAAGAAGGAAAAUGUAUUUGAUUUUAUAAAAAAGAAUCAUAGAAACUCUCUGUAUUUUGAUUUGUGGAGAAUAUAGCUUCUCUCUCAAUGAGGUAUCUCAAGAAAUAUCUUGGGGACAACAAGAGGAUCACUGUUAAUUUGCUUUUGGUGUCAUGUUUGGGUUUUAGCUUGAAUUAUUGUGCAUAUCAGUGGCCUUUGAUUUCAGAAAGAGCUUGGUGAGGGCAGAGCACAGAAGGGAAGGAAACCUCUGUGCCCAAAAGAAUGGCCUCGGGUCACAGUGUCGCCAUUCCCAAUUUGCUUCAAUUCCUUCUUGUCAGGCCCCACUGUAAUAAUACAAAAUUCGAGUGAGUGGCCCUCCUUUUGAGGUAACAAGUGGCUUUCCUAAGAGCCACGGGUUCUCUUUUCAUCAUGCUAUGACUUGAAUAUGGAAAUCAUUUUCAUUUCUUCUUUUCUCUUAUGAGGAAAUUUCCAUUCUUGAUUUGUCAAAACGAAAGAGUUCAUUCCUUGUUAUUGAAACACUAAUGAAUUGAAACACGUUGGAGCAAGUAAAAUAUCAAAAUUAAGCUGAUUUCUGUUAAAUAGUUUAAAGCCUUCCCUUAGUACAGAAUGAAGUUACUUCAGAUAAUUACUCAGGACAGAAGUCUAACCAUAUAUAUCAUUGGUAUUACAAUUUAAUGAUACGAUUAAAUUCUUAGAAGUCUGAGGAACUCAUGUAAUUUUGUUUCUAUAUUUAACAAGACAACGAACAAACUUAUGACAACGUGUAGCUUAACAGAGGGGACUCAAGUGGGUCAAAUUAUUGCUUUUGUCAAGAACUACUCAGUCCUGGGCUUGAAUUUAAUCACAUUCAAAUAAGCUUUAUUAUGUCCCAUAAUAUUACCGUGUGUUACCUUAUAAUUGCCAUUACAGUUAUUCAUCAAAAAUCUUCAUUCUUUAAUUAAACAAAAACCAGUAAAACCAUACAUUUGACCGUAAAGCAUCUGAUCCGGUGACUGAGGAUGUGGAUUUGACAGACCCCCACAAUACCUUUCUUCAGUCAAGUGAGAAAGCCUAACACUGUGAUAAUCACCAGGAGAGCUCUUGUUUCCAUUGGCCUGUCUUCUCAUUUGUUUCAUUUAAACUAUGUAAAUAGUUGUACAUGCCAAGGGGGUGAAAGUAGUAUGUAGUGGAAGUGAAACUGUUUUAUGAAUAAAAAGUAAAAUUGUUUUAAAAAAUUAAA
Messenger RNA from Equus caballus (horse), 6616 nucleotides. RefSeq names its product SLX4 interacting protein (gene SLX4IP). The record is from RefSeq and is a predicted model, not a curated record. Lineage: Eukaryota; Metazoa; Chordata; Mammalia; Perissodactyla; Equidae.